AUGGCUGGUAAUCGAAUGCGCCGAAUUGGCAAGGAGAUGGCCGACAUUCAUGCCGACACCAAGUCCCAGAUCACGGCGGUCCCUGUGAACGACCAAGAAGAUAUCACACAUCUGCGGGGGUCAUUUCCAGGUCCCCCGGGUACUCCAUAUGAGGGAGGCACCUAUAAUGUCGAUAUCAAGAUCCCAACCGAUUACCCUUUUAGGCCCCCAGUCAUGAAAUUCGAGACCAAGGUUUGGCACCCGAAUGUCAGCAGCCAGACAGGUGCUAUAUGUCUUGACACUCUUUCAAGCGCGUGGUCGCCAGUUCUGACCAUCAAAUCUGCGCUUCUUUCCCUGCAAUCCUUGCUCAGCACACCCGAACCAAAAGAUCCACAAGAUGCGGAAGUGGCCAACAUGCUCCUGAGGGCACCUAAGGAGUUUGAGCGUGUUGCACGACAAUGGGCCGUGGCAUAUGCAGGUGCUCCUGAGGGCGGUGCUGGAGCUGGCAGUGUAGAUCAUCAAGAUGCAGCGAAGACUGCCUAUGACGACCUGGCUCAGUAUGACGGAUACAAUCGAGACUUGGUCGAUCGCUUCGGCGGUAUGGGCUUUGAUAUAGCACGCGUUGUGGCAGCUUUCCGAGACGUUGGAAUUGAACGAAACGGUGGCAUGGAUCAUGAACUCUCGGAAGGUCAAAUGGGUGACGUUACAACUCGUUUACUUGGAGAAUAG
This is a messenger RNA of Penicillium malachiteum, 708 nucleotides long. Its product is annotated as E2 ubiquitin-conjugating protein UBC1. Gene Ontology annotation, molecular function: protein binding. The coding region runs from base 1 to 708 and encodes 235 amino acids. The record is from RefSeq and is a predicted model, not a curated record. NCBI's taxonomy places the organism in Eukaryota, Fungi, Ascomycota, Eurotiomycetes, Eurotiales, Aspergillaceae. The transcript has 3 exons.